Messenger RNA from Canis lupus familiaris (dog), 10563 nucleotides. It is a transcript of the gene PDE3A, whose product is annotated as phosphodiesterase 3A. The record is from RefSeq and is a predicted model, not a curated record. Lineage: Eukaryota; Metazoa; Chordata; Mammalia; Carnivora; Canidae. Gene Ontology annotation, biological process: positive regulation of oocyte development; oocyte maturation. Gene Ontology annotation, molecular function: 3',5'-cyclic-AMP phosphodiesterase activity. The coding region runs from base 1 to 2997 and encodes 998 amino acids. Gene Ontology annotation, cellular component: cytosol. The transcript is spliced from 16 exons.
AUGGGCUUGUACCUCCAGCGCGCCGGGGUGCGCCUGCCUCUGGCCGCCGCGCUGCUCGCCGCCUGCUGCGGGGGGGAAGCGCUCGUCCAGCUCGGGCUGGGCGUCGGGGAGGAUCGCUUGCUGUCGCUCCCGGCCGCGGGGGUGGUGCUCAGCUGCGUGGCCGCCGCGACAUGGCUGGUGCUGAGGCUGAGGCUGGGCGUCCUCAUGGUCGCCGUGACUAGCGCGGUCAGGACCGUGGCCCUCAUUUCCUUGGAGAGGUUCAAGGUCGCCUGGAGACCUUACCUGGCGUACGCGGCCGGCGUGCUGGGGCUGCUCCUGGCCAGGUACGUGGAGCAGAUCCUGCCGCAGUCCGCGGGGGCGGCUCCGAGGGAGCACCUCGGGUCCCAGCUCACUGCCGGGACCAAGGAAGACACCCCGGUGUUCAAGAGGCGGCGGCGGUCCAGCUCCGUGGUGUCCGCCGAGAUGUCCGGCUGCGGCAGCAAGUCCCAUCGGAGGACCUCCCUGCCCUGCAUCCCGAGGGAACAGCUCAUGGGGCAUUCAGAAUGGGACCAGAAACGAGGGCCAAGAGGAUCACAGUCUUCAGGAACCAGUAUUACUGUGGAUAUUGCCGUGAUGGGUGAGGCUCACGGCCUCAUCACCGACCUCCUGGCAGACCCUUCCCUGCCCCCCAACGUGUGCACCUCCUUGAGGGCAGUGAGCAACCUGCUCAGCACCCAGCUCACCUUCCAGGCUAUUCACAAGCCCCGCGUGAAUCCUGUCGUUUGCUUCAGUGAAAAUUACACCUGUUCUGAUUCUGAGGAAAGCUCUGAAAAAGACAAGCUGGCUAUCCCCAAGCGCCUGAGAAGGAGUUUGCCUCCUGGUUUGUUGAGACGAGUUUCAUCAACUUGGACAACCACCACCUCAGCCACGGGCCUACCCACUUUGGAGCCUGCCCCAGUACGGAGGGACCGUAGCGCUAGCAUCAAACUUCAUGAAGCACCUUCAUCAAGCUCUGUUAGUCCCGAUUCGUGGAAUAACCCAGUGAUGAUGACCCUCACCAAAAGCAGAUCCUUCACUUCAUCCUACGCUGUUUCUGCAGCUAACCAUGUAAACUCAAAAAAGCCAAAUCGACCAGGUGCCCUAGCUAAAAUUUCACCUCUUUCAUCGCCCUGUUCCUCACCUCCCCAAGGGACUCCUGCCAGCAGCCCAGUCAGCAAAAUUUCUGCAGUGCGGUUUCCAGAAUCUGCCAACACUACUGCCAAACAAAGCCUGGGUUCUCACAGGGCAUUAACUUAUACUCAGAGUGCCCCUGACCUAUCGCCUCAGAUCCUCCCUCCACCUGUUAUAUGUAGCAGCUGUGGCAGACCAUGUCCCCAAGGGAAUCCUGCCGAUGGGCCCCUGGAGGGAAGCAGUUCAGCCAGUCGGACACCAAGCAGAACAGAUGACACUACUCAAGUUACCUCUGAUUAUGAAACCAAUAACAACAGUGAUAGCAGUGAUAUUGUACAGAAUGAAGAUGAGACAGAGUGCCUGAGAGAGCCUCUACGGAAAGCUUCCACUUGUGGAACAUACACGCCUGAGACCAUGAUAUUCCUGGACAAGCCAAUUCUUGCUCCUGAACCUCUUGUCAUGGAUAACUUGGACUCAAUUAUGGAGCAGUUAAAUACUUGGAAUUUUCCAAUUUUUGAUUUGGUGGAAAAAAUAGGAAGAAAAUGUGGCCGUAUUCUAAGUCAGGUAUCAUACAGACUUUUUGAAGACAUGGGUCUCUUCGAAGCUUUCAAAAUUCCAGUUAGAGAAUUUAUGAAUUAUUUUCAUGCUUUGGAGAUUGGAUACAGGGAAAUUCCUUAUCAUAACAGAAUUCAUGCCACUGAUGUUUUACAUGCUGUUUGGUAUCUUACUACACAACCUAUUCCGGGCCACUCAACUGUGAUUAAUGAUCAUGGAUCAACAAGUGAUUCAGAUUCUGACAGUGGAUUUACACAUGGACAUAUGGGAUAUGUAUUCUCAAAAAUGUAUAAUGUACCUGAUGAUAAAUACGGAUGUUUAUCUGGAAAUAUCCCUGCUUUAGAGUUAAUGGCACUAUAUGUGGCUGCAGCCAUGCAUGAUUAUGAUCACCCAGGAAGGACUAAUGCUUUCCUGGUUGCAACUAGUGCUCCUCAGGCGGUGCUCUAUAAUGAUCGUUCAGUUUUGGAGAAUCAUCACGCAGCUGCUGCAUGGAAUCUUUUCAUGUCCCGGCCAGAGUACAACUUCUUAGUUAACCUUGACCAUGUGGAAUUUAAGCAUUUUCGUUUCCUUGUCAUUGAAGCAAUUUUGGCCACUGACCUGAAGAAACACUUUGAUUUUGUAGCCAAAUUUAAUGCCAAGGUGAAUGAUGAUGUUGGAAUAGACUGGACCAAUGAAAACGAUCGUCUACUGGUUUGCCAAAUGUGUAUAAAGUUGGCUGAUAUAAAUGGGCCAGCUAAAUGUAAAGAGCUCCAUCUUCAGUGGACAGAGGGUAUUGUCAAUGAGUUUUAUGAACAGGGUGAUGAAGAGGCCAGCCUUGGGUUACCAAUAAGCCCCUUCAUGGACCGCUCUGCCCCUCAGUUGGCCAAUCUUCAGGAAUCCUUCAUCUCUCACAUUGUGGGUCCUCUGUGCAAUUCCUAUGAUUCAGCAGGGCUAAUGCCAGGGAAAUGGGUGGAAGAUAGUGAUGAGUCAGGAGAUACUGAUGACCCAGAAGAAGAAGAGGAAGAGGAAGCACCAAAUGAAGAGGAAACCUGUGAAAAUAAUGAAUCUCCAAGAAAGAAAACUUUCAAAAGGAGGAAAAUCUACUGCCAAAUAACUCAGCACCUCCUGCAGAACCACAAGAUGUGGAAGAAAGUCAUUGAAGAAGAACAGCGGUUGGCGGGCAUAGAGAAUCAGUCUCUGGACCAGUCCCUCCAGCAGCAUUCCUCAGAACAGAUCCAGGCCAUCAGGGAAGAAGAGGAGGAGAAAGGGAAGCCGAGAGGAGAGGAGAUCCCGACCCCACAGCAAAACCAGUGACAAUGGAUACAAUGAGCUGUGUUUCCUAACAGAGUGACUUGUCACAGACUCUUUUCAAGCCAGCACAACACUUAGACACAACACUGUAGAAAUACGAGAAGAUGGGCAAACAGCUAUUGCAUUUUGGGAAUCUUCGCAUUUUAUGUGUUUAUUUUUACAGUGAGGUACAUUGUUAAAAACUCUUGCUCAGAGAAGCUUUCACAUUUGCAACACCAGCUUCUAAGGAUUUUUUUAAGGAAGAAAUAUAUAUGUGUGUGUGUAUAUAAGCUCGCACGUAGAUACAUGUAAAACAUAUUCACACAUAUACACGCACACACACAUGCACACUGAAAGCCAGGGUUACUGGCUCCACAAUUUAGUAACAUUCAUAUUAAGAUAUAUAGUGGUCACUGUGAUAUAUAAGUUAUAAAGGAAAACAAAUCACAAAGGAAAUGGGCGGCUUAGCAGGGAACAGUGCAGUGAAUGUAGGUUACCAACUAAGGAGCUUUAGCUCUUAGUACUGAUGGAUGAAAGUUCCAGAGCAUUAUUUGAAUUUUUAUACAUCCUGCCAACAUCGUGUGUGUGUGUGUGUGUGUGUGUGUGUGUGUGUGAGAGAGAGAGAGAGAGAGAGAGAGAGAGAGAGAAGAGUGAAAGGGUGCUUGUGUGUAUGUCUGUGUGUACGUAAAGAGAUUUUUAUGGUUUUAGUAGUUCAUAGAAUAGCUGCAGCAGAUGACUCAGAACAUCUGAACAAGCAGAAGGCAGUUCACUCUGCAGUGUCUGAGAGGCAGCCAUUCCAAAUUCCUUCCUCCAUGUAGCUUCAGGACAGGUCCCUCUGUAGAGGGAGGGUGUUCACAGGCUGGUGAGAGGGCCACGUGAUUGGUACUACUGCUAAUGCACCACUUGGAGGAGCUCUAUCGCCAGCCUUAAACCUGGAAGACAGGCAUUUUCCAAUCUACUUGCCUAAUGAAUGUAUAGGAGCUGUUUAUCUGUGAGUAUGUAUGUCACUCACCUAAGAUCAAAUCAGCUUUUCAAGGGGAUGACAUUCUUUAUACAUCAACACCUAAGAAGGAGCUGGAGUCAGAUCUUUUAAUUAGGUUAGAAUUCUAAAAAGUUGCCGGCGAAGACCCGAGGAUCUCCCAUGUCUCAAUUUGCUGCAAAAUGUGUGGCAGAAAAAGAAAAAAAAACAGAGCGAGAAAGACAAACAGAAACCCACUAUGGAAGGAUAUAUAGCGAGAGAUGAAGGGGAAGAAUUUCAACCUGGGAAUUUGGUGUUUGUUGACAUAGUGAAAGCCUGAUUCUUGGCAACUGUUGACCAUUGGAUUUGGGUGGCAAAGGUCCCAUUGAGCGCCCUGUUGUGGUGUCCCCUUGCUGUGGGGUGGGGUAGCUUCUAUCUGCAGUCUGGCCCAUUGUCAUGUUUCUUUUGGCAGGGAAGAUUAUAGAGGGAUUUUAGGGGACUGGGCCUAUUAUUGAAAGUCUUUUUUUUUUUUUUUAAUUUGUUUGUUUAUCUACUUGUUUAUGCUGUGAGCCAAACCUCUAUUUAAAAAGUUGAUACUCACUUUCAAUAUUUUAUUUCAUAUUAUUAUAUUUGUCAUGAAUAGUUAUCUUGAUGUAAAUAUAAAGAUUUUUUUGUUUCUGUAGAUAGUAAACUCUUUUUUUAAAAAAUAAAGGGGGAAAAGGGAAACAUUUUUAUAAAGUUAUAUUUUAAUCACCAUUUUUAUACAUUGUAUGUAUCUCCAAGCCCAGUUAAGAGAGUGAUGAUUCAUUUGCACGGAGGGCUAUGGACAGCCACUUAUCUACCUAUUCUAAUUUAAAUAAUGAUCUGAUACAGUUAUUUUAUUGCCUAUUAAAUGAGGAUGCCACAAAAAAUGUUUUUUCACUAGGAACAUUUCUUCACUUUUGGGUAACUUUUGGGUCCAUGUCUCCCGAAGAGAAAGACUUCCCUAACAAUACUGAAUUUCUACGAUUGGUGUCCAUUUUUUGCCAACACUUUUUGGUCAUAAUUCCUCCUUCAGUACUAUGUAUGGAACUGCUCAUCAGUGAAACAAUCAUAGGAGGUUCUAAUUAGACCUUAAUGGUGAUUUCUAAUUUUUAUUUCUUCUAAAGUCAUAGAAAAGAGUGUUUACAUCUUAAAGAGGCCUUUGUUUCUCAUAAGUGAAAAUUCUUCCCUCCCAAAACAAUGAUUUUUAUGUUAACCCGUAGCAUUUUUCUAACAAGGCAAAGAUAAUACAAUAAAAAAUAAUUGUAAGACAAAUUUCCCAUUAAGUAGGAAAAUAUGGAAAGAUUCAAAUAGAUGCAGACUUGACUUAAAUAAUGAGAAUAAUUUCAUAUAUUUUGGCUUAACACUAGGUCUUCAUUAUUCAGGAUGUACUGAGUUGUUUUCCAUUUUCUUAGUGUUGUCUAUGUGUCUCAUGUUUGCAAAAAUUACUGUGGGUCAAAUACAUUUAUUUCCCCAGUGACUUUAACUGUUCUUCUGCCCUUGCAAAUAAGAGAGGAGGGGAAAAUAUUAUCCUCACAUACCUCUUACAUUUAAUUACUUAACAAAAUGAAUCUUUUUCCUUUCUCCAAAUGCCAUAUAUAUCUAAAACACAUGUUGAGUCAAGGAAAAUAUAGGUGUGGGCAAGUAGAAUGGCAGUCGAACAGUUGAGAGUCUAUAACCAUACACUGGCAGCUUCCUCAAAGCUGGAAGGCCCCAAGUAGGGGCCAGCCUGGCUGCCGGAGUAGAGGUCUUAGCAAACUGCCUGGUUUUGUUUAUUUUGUUUUAAGUGGUGGUGGCCAAGGCACUUAGAACCUCUUCAUUCCAGAAUUGUGUUCAUCAGUCCAGGCAAAUUAACAAUUUUUUCUUCAAAAAUUAAUUGCCAGUAUAAUUAAAGCUAAAAGUCCAUCGCAAUAAAGGAAUGGACAUCAAGUAUGAGGCUUUCAUACACGUUCAUCACAUCCCAAAGGAUGCCUAGGGACAUAAAAAGAUAUUUCCCACUGGUGAUGUUCUCCCCUGCCUUGGUGACAGCAAUAUUACUGUGCUCACUCCCAACUCUGGAGCUUAUUUAUUGCAAUUUACUACAUUUUUAUAUGAGCCUAUAUAUAGGUGCCAUUGGAUAAACUCAGGUCUUUCAAGUGAAGGAAUUUCUAGCCCAUUUAGGAAAAAGGAUAUUUGUAUAGACAGCCAUAAAUCAAUGGGAGGAAAAUUUGGAAUUGAUGACCUUGAUGCUAGGGGUUACUUUCUGUUAAGGAAAAGUCCAGGUAUCCUACAAGUAUCAUCUGUGUUGUUUCCAGCAUACUAAUAGAAUGUCUUUUCAGUUAUCCAUCUAGGCCAACUUUUAGAAUAUUGUUUCCUUGGUGAAAAGACCACUUUAGGUUUUUUCUAAGUGAUAAAAUUGUAUUUUUUGUCAAUUAUAUAAGAUGUGGUUUUGCUCUCCGUAGAAGAUGAAGACAGUAGCUCUGAUAGACCUAUGUUGGUCUUCAUCUGGCAAAUGAAGGAAUGUCCUCAUGUUUAAGAAAAUACUCAUUUUCUGAAAACAGAAUACCCAAUUCUCUCUUCCAUUUUGAUGGAAUUCCAGAACAAACCCUCGCCGUCACAAUCCCAGUAAAACUAAAGAAAAGGGAUUGUAGGACAUGCAGACUGUUGAUAUUACAUAUAUGUAUUGUGGUUUCCUCAUGUCCCCUGCCUCUCUUGAUUUGCGGUUUUCCAAUGUCCCCUGUCACGUGCCCAGAGAACUUUCUUUGAAGGUAAAAGCUGUGCAAAAGGCAUGAGACUCAGGCCUAUUCUUUGUUUAAAUGGUGGAAAAUAUAAAUUAUUUUCUAAAUAAUAAAGAUAUGAAAAUUAUCAUUGUAAAUAAAGUCUACAGUUUGAAAUGACUGCUUUAUAAAAGUGAACUAUUUGUGUGAUGAACAACUCCUGACUAAUGAGAAGUGAAUAAUCAAAAACUCAUUUCUAUCCUACUCUGGCAGGUAUUUUUGGUGCUUCUCUGUCAAUAUGGGAUGUCCAUUCUCCUCGCCUUUUAAACUAGUUCUAAAAUCAGAAUGAAAACCACAGUAAGGAUCUUCCUAUCGUCUCUUCCAUCCUAACCCUGUGUCCACUUGAGGCCUUUGCUGGCUUACAUGCCACUUUGGAAAUAAACUGUCUUUUCAAACUGACAGAAAGUUCCAGUAAAACAGUUUUGUAAACUUUCGUAAUCUGGGGUAAAUCGAGAUUCUCCUUAUUCUAGAGUUUAUCACCUCCUGCAAGUGGAAAGAAAAUAUCAAUAAAAUUUCAAAUGCUGAUCGCUCAACUCCAGACUAUUGAGAGCUAAAAUAUCUGUAUACUUUGAAACCAAACUGAGUUUCUUUCAUUUGCCUACCCUCCUGACAAACAACAAAAUACUUUAUGAUCAUUGUUCUAGGUCAUUCAUUUCUCUCAUGAUUUUUCUGUGAAAGAAAACUGAAUUCUGUGAAAGAAAAACUGAAUUGGUCUGUGUUUCUAAUCUGUUCAACAGAAUUCUACAUUAAGAUCAGGAGGCUAAUUAGCCAUUUUAGAUGAGCAUUUCAAAAUUAAAUUACUCUUAGAACUUCUAAUCAGAGCAAAUUAUGCAAGUUUUAGGUCCAAUAUUCAUAUCAGUUUGUUUCUUAGAAAAUAUUUAAAUACUGCAAUUUGGAUAAAUUAACGACUAUAGCAUUGAGUUAAUGAAAUUAACAGUGCAUUGAAUAACUUAAAUGGUAUUUAUCAUGUUUAACACUGAUGAUCCAUGGUCAGAGAAUAAGUAGAGGUGUUUCAGUCUACAUUGUGCACCAUGGAUGUCAGGAAAUUUGUGUAUCUCCAACACAUUUCAUUUUUUAUUUUUAUUUUAUUUUUAUUUAUUUUUUUUUUUUACAUUUCAUUUUUUAAAAUGAGGCUGCUUUUACCUUACCUAAAUAUUUGGUGCUUUUGCCUCACCAGAAAUGAUCUUUAUGUUCAUACCAUGAAAUUAUUCUAACAGCAGGUUUACAAGUGGUGACAAAACAUAAUUGGGCAUUUUGUUCCUAAAUAUGUCUAAAGAUCCAAAACUGAGCAUUAAAGCUUUAUUAUUUGGUGGAACUCAGUGUUCACUGAGUUUGGAUCAGAUUCAAAAAUACUGACCCAGCAUAAAUUAUUUAAGUGCAGUAAGACUAGAAACUACAUGGAAAUACAGAUGGAAAAUAAAAUUAGUUUUUUGUAUAUGCUUCAAGUUCUAAAAAGAGGCCAAAUGUCCUAUCUAAGGGCAGCUACUUCUUCUCCAUAUUAUACUUCUAUGGUUGAUUGCCUUGAUGGGCAUUGGUAUUCAUCAAUUUUUGCUUCCCUGAGGAGUGGUGGAGCACAGAAGAAAAGCCAAGCCUCCUCAUUUCUGAUAAGAAAUCCUGAACAUGUCCCUGUUCAGAAAGUUUUCCUCGUUGCUUCACAUCAAUAAGUGGUUGUUUGAUCAUGCAAAUAAUUCACUAAAAAAAGCUUCAAAGAGAGUCAUAUUAAAUCAUCAUAUGUAAGUACUAUCAAGAACAUUUGAAUUUAAUUUUUGAACCAAAGCUGUUGAAAAUAUUGUUUUUUUUAAUUAAUUUAUUUAUUCAUGAGAGACAGAGAGAGAGGCAGAAACACAGGCAGAGGGAGAAGCAGGCUCCAUGCAGGGAGCCCGACAUAGGAUUCGAUCCUAGGGUCUCCAGGAUCAUGCCCUGGGCUGAAGGCGGAGCUAAACCGCUGAGCCACCCGGGCUGCCCUAUUGGUUUUUUCUCUUAACUAAAACAAAACUCAUGAAAUGACACUCAUGGUAUAGUGAUACUAAAUAUAUUGAUAUAAUCAGAACCAGUAUUGUGUAACAGAAAACUGAAAGGGGUAUUUAAUUCUUUUUCUAAUGUAUGUCAUGCCUCAGGGAGGAAAAUGCUUUAUGGAGGUCCCAAGAAAUAUGAAUAGAUAAAAAUAAAUUUAGUCCCUAUAAUUUAAUUAGAUUAAGUAUACAAAUUACAGCCUUAGUUUUUCUGUUUUUUUUUCCAAGAAAAAGGAAUUUAUUAUUCAGCAGUUUAUUAUGGAUUAGAGUUGCUUUAAAAUAAGUGGUCUAUGAAUGUAGAUUAUAUUCUUCUGAAUUCUAAUACAGUUAAAAAGCCAAAUACUUAUCUUCAUUAUUAAGUAAAAUUAAAUCUCAUCAAUCUUGACUUUCACAGAUGAAGCACAGACCAGGCAAUAAACCACACUACUACAUCUACCAAGACUGAUCAAAUGGUAGGCUGAAAUUUGGAAUUCAUUAAUAGAAAAAUAAUUUAAAAAAAUUAAAACCUUACUGUUUUAACUAAAAUUUCAGUAUUAGUAAAAUUACUUCUUUUAAAUGAAACAAAUUAUAGCCGAAAUUUUUUCUUUUAAAUAAGAAAACAAAAACAAAUGAAGUCAAACACACAGGAGAAAAGUGGGGACUUCCCGUCAAUAUUAUUUCUCUAACUCAAAAUAGUAAAGCAAAAGUAAUCAGAAAUUUUCCUCUAUAGUAAUAAGGAGAAAGAAUGACUUUCACCCCAAGUUCUAACUCACACUUGGUUUCAUUAUGCAGCCUAUGGUACUAUAUAGCAAAAAAAAAAAAAAAAAAAAAAAAGCAGAGCUACAGAUUGGAAAUGAACAGUGCUUAAAAUGUGUAGGAUCACCAUGAGACACCCCUCCAUCUUUGUGACAAACCAACUUAGUUAUCAGUUACUCUGGAGUAAAGAGACAUAAUGGAUCCAUAUUUCAACCCUGACUUGCUAUAUUACAGUCAGCACUUACACAAGCUUUAGAAUGUGAAUUAGCCCUUGGAGCUUUGAAACUGCUGCUUAAGUACCUUUUGAAGGGAAUUUUUUUUUUAUUCUAGUAAUUUUACUCCCUAUAUUAUAGCAAAAUUUUGGGUGUUUUAAUGUGAAAUUAAAAGUAAUUGUUUAAAGAUGUUUUAUUUGUAUAUAUAAUUUGUUGGUUGUUAGAAUUUUCCAUCAACUUUCUUUUAAAAAUUAGCUGAUUAUUUUUAUGGCUCAAAUAACUCUUAUCACAUACUUUGUUUCUGCUAGUUAUAAGCAUAAACCAGUACUAUAGUCUUGCUAUCUUUAAAUAAUAACCACAAUAUGUCUAUAUAUUACCUGUUAGUGGGGUCUAUUGGCUUGACUUUUAGUAUAUAUUUUUGUUCAUUAGGUUUUUUUAAAUCACUACUUUUAAUGCUCUGUGAUAUAUUUGCAUGGGAUUUUUACCAUAUUAUUUUUGCUUAACUGCUGGUUUUGUUUUGUUUUUGCUUUCUAUUUAUGAGUGUCAGUUUAUUUCUUGACAUAUUCUCACAGAAGUACACAUACCAUAUUUGUUCCAACAAGGAUGAUUUGUUAGUUGAUGAGCACUGGAAAUAAAUAUUACUGAACCCACCCACCCCCUGAUAUUUCUUCCCAAAGAGUUUUAUCAUGUAAAUCACAAAAUGAAAAUUGGUGCUUUUAAAUAUUCUAAAACUUUCAGUGCAAAGUAAUAAAAAUAAGCUUCUCCCUGGCUUUCCAUAAUGUUAUUAGUAUAUACAACUGAAAAAAUUUUAAUUUGAAUCUAGGCUAUUUGAAGUUUGGGCUGAUAUGGUUAAUUUGAUUUGGUUUUUGGUAUUAAAAUGGGUUUCUUAUUCCUGA